AUGCUCCGCCGCAACCUGGUCCUCGACCUGAGCACCGCCUUCGGCUUCGGUACUACCUUCGGCUACCUCUGGUGGUACGGCUUCCACCUUCCCCGUGUCCGUGAGCGUGAUACCUACUACGCUCGCCUGGAGCAGGAGCGCGCCGAGGCCCGCGAAUAA
Messenger RNA from Penicillium cosmopolitanum, 159 nucleotides. Its product is annotated as cytochrome c oxidase subunit VIIa. The transcript is spliced from 3 exons. The coding region runs from base 1 to 159 and encodes 52 amino acids. The record is from RefSeq and is a predicted model, not a curated record. Gene Ontology annotation, biological process: mitochondrial electron transport, cytochrome c to oxygen. NCBI's taxonomy places the organism in Eukaryota, Fungi, Ascomycota, Eurotiomycetes, Eurotiales, Aspergillaceae.